Messenger RNA from Desarmillaria tabescens, 879 nucleotides. RefSeq names its product ubiquitin-related domain-containing protein. Gene Ontology annotation, cellular component: cytoplasm; nucleus. Gene Ontology annotation, biological process: protein ubiquitination; modification-dependent protein catabolic process. NCBI's taxonomy places the organism in Eukaryota, Fungi, Basidiomycota, Agaricomycetes, Agaricales, Physalacriaceae. The record is from RefSeq and is a predicted model, not a curated record. The transcript has 3 exons. The coding region runs from base 279 to 794 and encodes 171 amino acids. Gene Ontology annotation, molecular function: protein tag activity; ubiquitin protein ligase binding.
AGGGUCAUAGUGCACUCGGAAGCGAACCUGCUCUCCUAUGGUCAGUUACCUUUGACGUGUGUACAUCGCUCAGUGAAUUUCGCUCUUAUACCCCAGAGAUCUCCAUUUCAGUCAAUCUGUCUGCUUCUGUCGCUCAAUCACCACACAGCCGUAUGUUAGAAGAGAAGUUGAACACAGCCUUAGUGACGGGCAUACUUCUAUUGAACCUACGGGAUGUCAUAAAAUUCAACGUGAAGGACUAACCUACCCUGGCCACCGUUUCUUCCCCCUCAUCCACCAUGUCCGACUCAGAGGCCAAAAGGUACAUCGUCGCUACUGACGGGAACACUCGCGUCUUUGUCAAUAGAUCGGAAGUAUUACAGUACGAGGAGUUUGUCACCGUUACUCGGCAAUAUUUCUUCCCAGGAUCGGACUCCUUGAAAUUGGUUUUACAAACUAACGAGCUGGACAUAUGUGCCGGACACUACGUCGACAUUCCACCAAAUUUAUGGCACGAGAUGAGCGCAUUUGUCUCUAAUAUCCGGGUCGUCAGUCGGCAUGCUCGAGCAACGUCUCCAUUGAUGGCAAUUUGUGUAAAGACUAUUGCUGGGAAACAAAUACCGCUAUCUCUCCCUGAGUCUGCAUUUGUAUCCGACCUGGCAGCGCUGGUCCAUGAAUCGGAGGGACAUCCACCAGAGGAGCAGCAUCUCAUCUAUGGAGGGCGAUGGUUGGCGUUCGAAGAUCGGCUUUCUGCGUACGAUAUUCGUGAUGGAGCGACAAUUCAUCUCCUUAUACGAGGCAAAGGGCGCAUGUAAGGGAGAUCGGAGGUUGUAUUCAGGACAUGGUAGAACUUUUUUUUAGCGGACCUUACUUUUUCUAAGGGACAGGCAAAGAACGAGU